AUGACACCAUAUGAGGCUUUGUAUGGCCGCCAGUGCAGAUCUCCAUUGUACUGGGAUGAAAGUCGGCAGAAAAGUUAUGCAGAUACUCGCCGACGGGAGCUAGAAUUCAAAGUAAGUGAUAUGAUAUUCUUAAGGAUUGUUCCGAUGAAGGGAGUGAUGAGGAAUGGAAAGAAGGGCAAGCUGAGCCCUAGAUACAUUGGACCGUUCGAGAUCCUGGAGAGGAUUGGUUUGGUGGCAUACAGGAUAGCACUACCCCCAGCACUGGCCAGGAUACACGACGUGUUCCAUGUGUCCAUGUUAAGGAGGUACGUUCUAGACCCCUCGCAUGUGAUCAGUUAUGAAUUGUUGGAAAUCAGGGAUACUAUGGCAUACAGGGAGGUACCAGUUCAGAUUUUGGAUCGGAAAAUACAGGAACUGCGUACUAAGGAUAUACCAUUAGUGAAGGUACUAUGGCGAAAUCAUGUAAUUAAGGAGGCUUCUUGGGAGUUAGAAAUGGAAAUACGUCAGAAGUACCCACAGUUAUUUAGCGAGGACUAG
Molecule: messenger RNA, 537 nt
Organism: Malania oleifera
Lineage: Eukaryota; Viridiplantae; Streptophyta; Magnoliopsida; Santalales; Ximeniaceae
Exons: 2
Coding region: 1-537 (178 amino acids)
Source: RefSeq, a predicted model, not a curated record